Messenger RNA from Condylostylus longicornis, 2058 nucleotides. Its product is annotated as serine/threonine-protein kinase phg2-like. NCBI's taxonomy places the organism in Eukaryota, Metazoa, Arthropoda, Insecta, Diptera, Dolichopodidae. Gene Ontology annotation, cellular component: plasma membrane. Gene Ontology annotation, biological process: actin cytoskeleton organization. The record is from RefSeq and is a predicted model, not a curated record. Bases 1 to 1488 code for a protein of 495 amino acids. The transcript has 6 exons.
AUGUUCGAAUUUCAGGAUUACCUGCGCAGAUCACAUGAUGCAUCAUUUACUUUAUUUCAUAUUGGGCAGCGAGCUUCACCAGGCGUAAAACAAUUUGCUGAAUCUGGUAAAAUUGAUGUACUUGAAAAUCAACAACAAUGGGUUGAUGUACAACAAAAACAACAACAACAGCAGCAGCAACAACAAUCAAAAUUUUCAUCAUUAUCAGAAAAUAAUUAUAUUUCUGGUAUAGGAUCAAAUCAAUCAAUAUCACCAAGCAUUGCGAUAGUAAAUAAUAUAUCUGCAUCAACAUCAUCAUCAUCAUCAUUUUCGUAUUUAUAUAAUAAUAAUAACAAUAACAAUUACAAUAAUAGUCGUUUUGUGUCCUCAUCACAAUUCCAAGCAAUGCCAUCAUUAUUAUCAUCAUCUUCAUCAUCAUUAUCAUCAUCAUCAUCAUCGACAAAAAAUUUAAAAUCAACGAAACAUGCUGAGAACAGUAUUUUUGAUAAGUUUGAUAUACCAGCAAUCACAACGGGUGGUGGAAGAAAUGAAGCGAAAUUUUUUGUUGAUGGUAAUCACAGUUUAGUUUCGUUAAUGACACGAAUUGUACCAUCCCCUGAUUGGUUUAUAGGAGUUGAUUCACUCCAGCUUUGUGUCGGUGGUUCGUGGUUGGAUACUGUUACUGUUGAAAUGGAUCCAUUAGAUGCUGGAACUGAUAAUGGUUUUACGUUUACUGCACCAAAUUGGCCAACAGAACCGCAAGGUGUUAUUUAUAGAAUAACAUCCAGAUAUCCUGCUCAUCCAGCUGGGAGUUUUUUUUAUCCAAAAAGUAAAAGGUUGCCACCGAUUGCAACAUUUCAAUUCAUAAAGUUAAAAGAAUAUGAACUAAGUGAAGUGUUCAAUUUUGAAGAGGAUGAGCGUAAAUACGAAUUAGUUAAAACACGAACCCAUCUAGAAGUUGAACAUAAUCACGUGGAAAUGAAUAAUGAAUUAUCGGCGAGCAUUGAAAAGGAACGACAAAGUGAAGUAACUGUUAUACCAAUUGCUAAUACUGAAAAAGAAAGAGUACGUGCAAAACUAUUAGAGAAAAUGAACCCAUCAUUAAAUAAUAGUAUAUUUGAUUAUCAAACAUAUUCAUCACAAUCUUCAAUAUCAUCUUCACCAAAUAUUAUUGCAAAAGAUGAUAAAAAUGCUCUUAUUAAAAAUAUUGUUAAAAAUUAUGAUUAUGAACCAUAUGAAUACUCUAAAUCAAUAUCAAAAUCCGUAUUAAAUCAUAAAUCAUAUAAAAAACGUUUUAAAUCAAAAGAUUGCCGUGUAUCACAUUGGAGUGUGUGGAGUGCAUGUAGUAAAACAUGUGGUAUUGGUGAAAUGCAUCGGCAUAGAAGAAUAAUAAAGCAUGGUAAACGUGGUGGUAGAAAAUGUCCACCAUUACAGGAAUCAAAAUGGUGUGGUACAGCCAGAGGAUGUCAUUCAUCGCCUUUAACACAAUUUGAUUGGUCGAAUACAUGAACUUUAAUGAAGUAAAUAGGUUUUAAGAAAAUUAAAUAUUUAAAGACAAAGUAAUAAUGAUGUUUGAAAUAUUUUAACACAAUCAAGCUCUCAGUUAUUUUUUGUAUUAAAAAUUAAGAAAAAAAAAAUAUAAUUAAAAUUUAAAAAAAAUUAAAAAAAAAAAAAUACUUAUAACAAUUUUAAAUUUUUUUUGUUCAUUAACCUACUAAUUUUUAUUUAAUAUAAUAAAGCUAUAUCGCUAUGUAUAUAACCCACAAAUUGUAAUUAAUUCCGAAUCUAAUUCUUACACUACUUCAACAUUUUGUUUUAUAGGACAUGCUGAAUGUAAAAUUUAUAUUCUGUUACAUUUUUCAAUAUUUCUGUAAUUUCUUUGGAAAUUAUCAAGUUAUCAUAUUUUCAACGUUCUAUAUCCAAAGAUCUUAUUCAAAUAAUUAGAUUGUAACAAGUUUCAGUCGCUCUUCAUUAACAUUAUUGCGACAAAUGAAGGCAGUAUUUCUCACUUUCAACUCUAUAACAAUAGAGUGUUAUUAAAAAGAAGACCCCGUGAAAUAUGAGUUAAAUUCUUAAUUU